CAUACAACAAGCUACUCGUAAACACAGCAAAUAUAAAUUUUUAAAAAGUUUUCUACUCGUGCUGUUACUUUUGUACGCAAACGAAAAUGUCUGCUGAAAGCGAAAAUAAUAUAUUGGAUCAGCAGUUGGUGACAGAGAUUAACGAGAUCGACGCAGAGUCUAACAGUAAGGAAACUGAAGAAGAAGCAGCAGCUCCCAGUGCUCCACAUGUGCGUAGACGCAAGUCUACGAAACGAAUCAAGAAGACGAAGCGCAGCAGUGCACGCUUGAGUCGUCCUCCGUCCAGGACUACAAGACGUCAGACCAGGGGGAGUGGCGGGGAUGACGCUGACGGAAACGGAAAUGAUGGUGGUGAGGUUAUGAACAUGCUAUACACAAAUCUGGCUGGGAUUUCUUAUAGUCCACCACCACCUAAGAGGCGUAAAACUAAGCGUUCCUCGACUGCUUUAGGCCGUGUCCUUGAGCGUCCGCGUCCAUUAUCGAAUGCAGUGCGUGGAUGUCGCCACUGCAUUUGCACCGAGCUAAACGGACGUAUCUAUAAACUACUGGAUUUGCCGUAUCUGGAACCCAAACGUAUGCCCUCGAGGCAUUCAAAGUCUCGUAGAUCUUAAAGCAAAUUUCUUGAUUUUAGUUGCACAUUUCGAAACGAACCCAAUACGAAUCGCAGAUUUUGUGCAAUAAAUGCAAUUUUAAAAGGUUUAAAA
Molecule: messenger RNA, 704 nt
Organism: Drosophila busckii
Lineage: Eukaryota; Metazoa; Arthropoda; Insecta; Diptera; Drosophilidae
Product: maker36
Exons: 2
Coding region: 87-611 (174 amino acids)
Source: RefSeq, a predicted model, not a curated record